AUGUCUGGUCGCAGCACUCGUGCUUCGUCGUGUCGAAAGAACGCGAGGGCAAAUGAUCAGCAGGCAUCUGCUUCGUCAAACCCUUCUUCCAGGCUCACAGCAGAUAAGGCUCAUGCUGCUCCCAAAAAGACCAAGGCCAAAACGGCAACUGACACGUCAAACAAAAUGCAGUCCACGCGUCUGGACAGUAACGAUACCCCGCAGGCCGCUCAUGCAAGUGAUAACACGCAGCCUGCUCAACCCUCUCCUCAAAGCCGAGAACUUCCCCACAACCUUGGCACAAUCCCUAUUAUUUCUCCUCAGGCCCAGCCGCUCAAGAUCGAAAAUGAGGCCAACAAGGAAGAUUUCCCACUUUCCACCGGGCUUGCUCCUGGACAUAGACAAGACGUAACUCCUGGAAGUGCGAUACCCGCGCUCGAAACAGUGAUCAAGAGGAGCACCUACAAGUUGACUCCCGGUAGCACUCCCUACCCUGAGCUCCAGCAUCCAACUCCUCAGGAAUGUCAGGAGGUACACGAUCUUUUGACCCAGGUGCAUGGAAAGAUCAUUGCUCCAUCUGUCAUCCCUGCACCCUCCCUGACCGUCACCGGCUGUGGGGAAGUCCCAUCGGUCUUGGAUGCACUUAUCCGCACCCUUCUUAGUGGAGCUACCACCUUCCACAAUGCAGCUGUUGCAUUCGCAGGCCUAGUUGAGCGGUUUGGAACCCUUGAUAAAGGCAUCGGCAAGGGCAGUGUCAACUGGGAUGCCGUGAGACAGGCCUCACAGAAGGAUGUCUUCAUGGCGAUCAAAGGUGGUGGCUUGGCGGAUGGAAAAAGUAGGAACAUCAAGGCCAUUCUCGACAUGGUGUACGAGGAUAACCUGCAGCGCCGCAAGCUCCUAUCCACCGACGAUCCCAAUGCCUUCCCCGACCAAGCUCUCGUGUCUGCCGAAAAGGCCGAGAAGGACCAGAAGUACGAGAUCGACUGCGCAAACGAAAACCUCAUGUCGCUGAACCACAUGCACAACCUGCCUACCGACGAGGUCAUGGAGAAGUUGACCCAAUACCCGGGCGUUGGACCCAAGACAGCCGCCUGUGUCAUCCUAUUCUGCCUCCAGCCAAAUGGCUGGGCUGGCUCCCCCCCAACCUGCCGUAGUGAAAUCUCUGCAUUCAGCCACCUGGAAUUCCGCAUCCCUGACCAGCUGAAGUACGCCUUGCAUCAGCUGCUUAUCCGCCACGGUCAGGAGUGCGUGCGAUGCAAAGCCAACACCUCGCCGCAGACUCCAGGCUGGGAGAAGGAGUGCAUCUUGGAGCGGCUGGUGACCCGGACCAAGACCCGGGACGCCAAGCGGGAUCGCACGGCGGAGGAGGGCGAGGGGGCCGUCGCGAGCCCUUCUCGGCGGAAGAGGAUGGCGCAGAAGGCGUCAUCCAUCCGCGCCGCUGCGAAGAAGACUCGCGUGGCAGAUGAUGAGAGUGGCGACGAGUCAGAACUCUCAGUUAUGUCUGACUCGCAGCUUCAGGAGCUCUCUGAGAUGCUGUCGAAGGAUCUCUCGGAUUGGGAGUAUUGA
Molecule: messenger RNA, 1545 nt
Organism: Penicillium chermesinum
Lineage: Eukaryota; Fungi; Ascomycota; Eurotiomycetes; Eurotiales; Aspergillaceae
Product: endonuclease III domain-containing protein
Exons: 2
Coding region: 1-1545 (514 amino acids)
Biological process (GO): base-excision repair
Molecular function (GO): catalytic activity
Source: RefSeq, a predicted model, not a curated record